UUCACACGUUCCAUCACAAUAGUUCCUUGAUGUGAGUUGCAAUAGAGAAGUGCUCUGUGCUGCAGCAACAGACGUGCCACCGCCCUGAACCCAAGCCUUGGCGACCCUAAUCCAUGACCCGUGGACGAGGACCUUUGUGUCCUGACAUGCCUGUGAAAAGUGCCCUAUCCCAGGCAGUGUACAGCCAGCCAUGGAGAAUCAGGCGUGGAUACUGAGGAGCUUCCUGGCCCAGCUGGAGAGACAGGAGGCUGUGGACAAGGAGGCACCAAAUGGCAUUGCUGGGGAGUUUGCGAGGUUGAAAAGCCAGUCAACUAAGUACCGCACUGACAAGACCUACCCCAGCAACACAGCAGAAAAGCAGGACAACAUCAAGAAGAACCGAUACAAGGACAUUGUUCCCUUUGACCACAGCAGAGUAAAGCUCACUCUCACCACAGCUAAAAAUGACACAGACUACAUCAACGCCAGUUUCAUCAAGGGAGUGUCAGGUUCCAGGGCCUACAUCGCUACUCAGGGUCCUCUGCCUCACACUGUACUGGACUUCUUGAGGAUGCUUUGGGAGUACAACAUAAUGGUCGUAGUGAUGGCCUGUCGAGAAUUUGAAAUGGGAAAGAAAAAGUGUGAGCGCUACUGGCCACAGAAACAAGAGCAGCCAUUUGUUUGUGAGCCUUUUACAGUUUACUGUGAUUCUGAGGAAAAUAAAGGAGAUUAUCUGACAAGGACGUUACGGGUGACUUAUCACAACUUUAGCAGAACUUUGAAACAGCUGCACUAUGUCAACUGGCCAGAUCACGGUGUACCAGACUCCAUCCCUCCCAUUCUGGAAAUGUUGCAUGAGAUGCGUUCCAAUCAAGCCCAUGAUGACAUCCCCAUCUGCAUCCACUGCAGUGCUGGCUGUGGUAGAACAGGAGCCCUGUGUGUCAUUGAUUAUACUUGGAACCUCCUGAAGAAACAGAUGAUCACUCCAGAUUUCAAUAUCUAUGACUUAGUUCAAAACAUGAGAACCCAGAGGCCCUCGUUGGUUCAAACCAAGGAACAAUAUGAGCUGGUCUACAGAACCAUCAAGGUACUGUUUGAGAGAUAUCUGCAGUCCAUGGAUGCACAGACUUGCAGAAAUGAGGUGACAAUGGCCCCAUCCACUAUCACACCUGACAGUGAAAGCGAGCUCUCUGACCUGAGUGAGGAGUUGAAUUUGCUGCCACAGUUCCAGCACCUGCUUGAUGAGGAAAGGGACGGUUUACCACAGUACCACACUGCCUUGCCUUCAGAAAAUCUCAUUGCCUUGAGAGACAAGGACAUGCAGAGGGACCAGCAACAAUGGCACCUGCUCCAGACCCUUCCUGAGGCUUUGGCCUCCACCCAGGACCUGCAGGAGGGACCCAGGACCUCACCCAAACUGGUGCAUACCUGCCAGAGUGCCCCUGCAGUUGAGGAGAGGAUACAGGAGGGCAAUGACAUACCAUUACUGAACCCUCCACCUCCACCAGCUGUGGCAGCAGCCAUUUGUCUGAUGGUGGAAGACCCCUACUUCGUCACUCCAAUGAGCCCCUCUUCAUCAGAGGAGGCACCAACGGACUUUACUGAAGACGCCAAACAAUGGACAGUUAGCCCUGUAUUCAGCACACCCUCACUGUGUCUGAAUGACCAGACUCUGGAGCUUAACUCUCCUGCCUCAGGUACUGCUGAAGUUCAUACAGAUGAGGAGGUACCUCCUCCCCUACCUCAACGAACCCCUGAAUCCUAUAUACUAGAUGUGGAUGCAGAGCACUUAGAUCCCUGUGAAAGGUUAAUGGUUAUCAUUCCACCCAAUGCUGCGGCUGAGGCUGUCAGGGAGUUGGGAGGCAGCCCCCCCUCACCUGUCCCCCCACUUCCAGAGAGAACCCCAGAAUCAUUUGAGUUGGCUCUUGAUCAAGCUCCUGUGGAGCAGAAGUUAGAGGUCACGCCGGCAGUGAACCUGAACAGAAUAGGAAUGUCUUCAGAAUGGUCUGGUAACUCAAAGCCAGCUGCCACUGGAUCUCAGAAUGAGACGAAACCUUGGGCAAGGAGUAAAAGUCUGAAAGCAAAAAUGAUCUUCACAGUACCAGUAACACAUCCUGAUCUUGCAUCAGAUAUAACUUCAAACCUCCACCCUUACUGUGCACCUGUCGACCCACUGACUCCUUCACUGCUUCCUCAAACUGAGGAGAGCCUGACUCCUCCUCUUCCUGACAGAACCCCAGAGUCCUUCGUCCUCACCACAGAAGACAUUCAUGAGAAAACCGCCCUCUGCCUGCAGCCCUUACAAGCAACACAGCCCUCACCAAGGGUAGGCUUGUCGUCUGAGUGGGAUGGCACCGCUCAGCCCAAGAAAUUCCUCGAUGUUGUUAUGAGCAGGAGCAAGAGUGUUCGGGCUAAAAGUUCUAGACAAGAGCCCCUCACUGCAGUUCGGCAGCUCACUCCAUCUCCUGUGGUUGUGGCUGGAGCAGGAAGUGCACAAGUGGGACAGCAUGAUGUGAAUCGCAGACCAUCCGUGAACACUGAGACAUCAGGAAACAAAUCAGACAAAAGCAACGAGAAGGGCAUGUCUAGAACAAGGAGUUUGAAGUUUUUUAGACAUAAACAAAAAUCUAAAAUUUCCCUUCCACCUCCUAUCCAACCUGGAACACCACCUCCAUCACAUGGUGCAUCAUCUUCAGCGUUCACAUUUGGAUUUGGAAAACGUUUUGGAAAGCCAAAAGGUCCCAGGAGUUAUCCAGAGACCUGGUUUUGAAGCAGUCACCCCUCUCUAAACAUCAAAAAUGGACCUGUUCUUCUAGUGAUGAUCGGCAUGAUACACUGCAUCGUUAAAGUAGUUAGGACAGUUUAUUACGAGUAUUGAAGCUUACAUACAGUGGACUUGAAAAGCACUGACGGCAGCUUCUCUGUCUCGCACAGCACAAUAGCAUCCUCAACAGAAAACAGGAAGUGCCUUGUUACCAGCUCUGAUGUGUUUUGUACUUUAUUUUGAUUAUUGAUCAAUGCCUCAUUGAACAACAUGGACAGCCACGAUGACCCUGACUUGAAUUUUUUUUUUUUAAGAUUAUUUUUUUGGCAUUUCUGCUUUAUUAUGAUAGUGAUAGCUGGAGAGAGA
Messenger RNA from Siniperca chuatsi (mandarin fish), 3109 nucleotides. It is a transcript of the gene ptpn22, whose product is annotated as protein tyrosine phosphatase non-receptor type 22. Gene Ontology annotation, molecular function: non-membrane spanning protein tyrosine phosphatase activity. Gene Ontology annotation, cellular component: cytoplasm; nucleus. The transcript has 26 exons. The record is from RefSeq and is a predicted model, not a curated record. Bases 191 to 2749 code for a protein of 852 amino acids. NCBI's taxonomy places the organism in Eukaryota, Metazoa, Chordata, Actinopteri, Centrarchiformes, Sinipercidae. Gene Ontology annotation, biological process: peptidyl-tyrosine dephosphorylation.